This is a messenger RNA of Jaculus jaculus (lesser Egyptian jerboa), 1234 nucleotides long. RefSeq names its product eukaryotic translation initiation factor 3 subunit F (gene Eif3f). Gene Ontology annotation, cellular component: eukaryotic translation initiation factor 3 complex, eIF3m. Gene Ontology annotation, molecular function: translation initiation factor binding; translation initiation factor activity; metallopeptidase activity. Gene Ontology annotation, biological process: translational initiation. The record is from RefSeq and is a predicted model, not a curated record. NCBI's taxonomy places the organism in Eukaryota, Metazoa, Chordata, Mammalia, Rodentia, Dipodidae. Bases 1 to 1083 code for a protein of 360 amino acids. The transcript has 8 exons.
AUGGCAGCCCCGGCCGUGCCAGCAAGUGUUCCUCCGGCCGCUCCGGCGCCAGCUCCGGCCCCGGCCGUCAACCCCGCGGCGGGCGCGGCCACGACAGCGCCGACUCCAGGCGCCCCGGCGCCCGCUGCGGCUUCGGCGCCCGCGUCCGCCCCGGAUCCCGCCGCGGCCGCAGCGACUCCCGCAGCGCCGGGCCAGACCUCGGCCUCGGCAGCCCCAGCGCAGACCCCGGCGCCCUCGCUGCCGGGUCCCGCCCUCCCGGGGCCCUUCCCUGGCGGCCGCGUGGUCAGGCUGCACCCGGUCAUCUUGGCCUCCAUCGUGGACAGCUACGAGCGGCGCAACGAGGGCGCUGCCCGAGUCAUCGGAACGCUGCUGGGAACUGUGGACAAGCACUCGGUGGAGGUCACCAACUGCUUUUCCGUGCCACACAACGAGUCAGAAGAUGAAGUGGCUGUUGAUAUGGAAUUUGCCAAGAACAUGUAUGAAUUGCACAAAAAAGUCUCUCCAAACGAGCUCAUCCUGGGCUGGUAUGCUACAGGCCAUGACAUCACGGAGCACUCUGUGCUGAUCCAUGAGUACUACAGCCGGGAGGCCCCGAGCCCCAUCCACCUCACCGUGGACACAGGUCUCCAGAACGGCCGCAUGAGCAUCAAGGCCUAUGUCAGCACUUUAAUGGGUGUUCCUGGGAGGACCAUGGGAGUGAUGUUCACACCUCUGACGGUGAAGUAUGCAUAUUACGACACAGAGCGCAUUGGAGUUGACCUCAUCAUGAAGACGUGUUUUAGCCCUAACCGGGUGAUUGGACUCUCGAGUGACUUGCAGCAAGUAGGAGGGGCCUCAGCUCGCAUCCAGGAUGCCCUGAGCACGGUGUUGCAGUACGCCGAGGACGUGCUGUCUGGAAAAGUGUCUGCUGACAACACGGUGGGCCGCUUCUUGAUGAGUCUCGUUAACCAAGUACCCAAAAUAGUUCCUGAUGACUUCGAGACCAUGCUCAACAGCAACAUCAAUGACCUGCUGAUGGUGACCUACCUGGCCAAUCUCACACAGUCACAGAUCGCUCUCAAUGAGAAACUGGUAAACCUGUGAAUGGGCCGCGUGCAGCCUCCUGCCGGUCUCCUCCGUCACUAGGGUUCAGAAUGAAGUGGAGGUGAAGUGGUUUCUCUGUGGUCUUGAGUCACGUGGAAUCAAGUCAGCUGCUGUGACUCCCAAUAAACAGAGCCUGCCUUUUGUAAAUGAA